Messenger RNA from Hyaloperonospora brassicae, 1587 nucleotides. Lineage: Eukaryota; Oomycota; Peronosporomycetes; Peronosporales; Peronosporaceae. The record is from the annotation of a GenBank genome assembly.
AUGACUGUGAAGGACGAGGCCACUUAUGGCUCGGGCUCUUCCGCGACCGUGUCGAGUGUGAACAAAUCACAGCACACUGAGCGGAUGGACAUGAACGUGCUCGACGCCUACCGCAUGUCUGAAGAAUUGGUAUCGCGUGUCCAGCAAGAGCUGCAGAGAAAGAACAGUCGCUGCGUCAUGUACCAGCACGUGGCGGUUACAUUCGAUGGCGUGCGCAUCGACGGGGGUCCAGGAGAGCUGAGCGUGACAGAGCUAGAAGGGGGAGGCGUUGUGUGGUUGCAGACGCUGCAGUCGGCUUCGGACGCACUGGGGGUGGGCAGGAACGGGGAGCAGAACAUGACGAACAAGUCGGCGGUUGCGCUAUUUCUGUCUACCACACGAGUCGUUGAUGUGCUGCCGACUACAGUGCACGAUACGAAGAACGACUCAGUGCGGGGUGUGGAUAUCCAUUUGGUGGAUGGCCACCGAGUCAGCCUGACGUUCAAGCCAGAACCAUUUGCCGAAGCGAUGCACCGUGACGAGUUUUUGGCAAUGCUAACGGAACGCAUGAAGGACGCCGCGGCUAUGGAGACGACUGACGAGAUGACGUCGAAACGAAAAAAAGAAGAGCUCCGACGCUUUGUGAGGAGGUACACAAAGCUGGACGAGCAGAGUGCUGAAGGAUACGCAAUUGCUGAGCAGGUGUAUGCGAACACUGGAUAUCAUCUAGGACCCAUGACAAAGCAGGUACCCAAGUUUUCCGCCGAUCCAGAGUACCGCAAGAAAACCUUGGACAAGCUCAUGGUUUAUCUAAACCGAGCAAACCAGGAGUGGAAAGACGCAGACUCGCAGCGUGAAAUGCAUACGAAAGCAAAGCAUCGUCGAAACGAACACGGACUGUUCGAGUACACUGACACUGUUACGGGCACCCGUAUCCCUUUGCGGGAUUAUGAGCAACGGUACCUGGAGUAUACCAAUGCGCACGAGGUCGACCCAGUGCUUCAUCUAUUACGUGAUGAAGAAAACGAGGUGCACGAACGAAAGUCGCGUGACACGGUUGCUGAACGAGUAGCGCAACGAUCUGAGCCUUCGGAGUCGGGGAAGAAAGCAACGUCGUUGUUUAUGGCAACACUAGGAAUUGAUAUCGGCUCGAGUUGCAUCAUUGAUAACGACUUUUUCGGGUCCGGAGCAGAGCGUACGAUAUCCGAGAAGAUCGUGUGUAACGGUGAAGAUGUGGUUUUUCGAGCUGCAGUGAACGAUGCUCGGGAAAACGUUUGGAACAGCUGGUCCAGCGCUUUUGACCAGGUGUCUGGACACUACGCAAACCAGGCAAAACGAAGUCGUGCAAAUAAUCAGUCCCGCUUGAUAACCCGUGACACAGCAACGCGUAAACGUGCGCGAGAUAGACGACGAAGUCUCGUGCUUCCCAACUCUGCCGAUCUUGGGUCAAUCGUUGAAGCGAGUGUCGUGAAGACCUCAGAUGACACGAAUGUUGUAAUGUCAAGUUCAGACGACUUUCAUCAGCCGCCAAGCCGUAAGAAGACUCGAGUCAAGAACUCAGACCUCCCUAGAAGUUCCGACGAAAGGCUGAGCGCCACAGCACGGUAG